CAUGGCGGCCUCCAGUGGCUGCGCCCAACGUGGAAGAUGCAGGAGGCAAAAACUGGCAGCCUUUGUUGCAUCUUUCUGGGCGCUGCUACUGCUGGGCUGUUUUUUGGAGGCUCAGGGGGCCACCGUUGCCUGGUAAGGGCCCCAGAGCUGAGGAAGACCCUUGGAAGGCUGGGCUUCUUCUCUUCCUCUGUUGUGUAAAUGCACCCAGAGAGUUUAUUUUAAAUUAGUAAGGCCCUCUCCAGAUGGAAAGAUGGCACAGAAUGGCAGUUUGGGGUGGAGGAAUUCAAUGAAUGAUGAUCUCUGCCUGCCAUAUCCUCCUCCACAACACGGACCUCAACGUCGCCUUCGGUACGUCAGGGACUGUCAAACUCUCCUGCUUGGCAAUGCCACUCAUGAAUUGUGGCCCAGCGACAACAGCAGCGUUUCUCCACUGGUUGUCACACGUGGAUUUGUUUCGUACAUUCCUCCAGAGGAUCGCAACGGUCGACCAGUGUAUGGCCAUUUCACGAUCGUGAGAGACCCUCUGAGGACAUUCUCUGUGCUGGAGCCUGGCGGGGCAGGUAGAUGCCGCUCCCAUAGUACAGCAACAGUGGAAGAGACUGCAAGAAACAGCAGGUGCCUCGUGGCUCAGAAUGGGGGCUAUUUUAACAUGGAUACGGGACAGUGCCUUGGCAACAUUGUGAGCGACGGCCAUCUUGUGCAAAGCUCCAAAGGAGUCCAGAAUGCUCAGUUUGGCAUCAGGAAGGAUGGCACUCUGGUAUUUGGCUACCUUUCCGAGGAAGAAGUGUUGGCUAAAGAGAACCCCUUUGUACAGCUUGUGAGUGGGGUAGUUUGGCUCUUGCGAAACGGGGAGGUGUAUGUGAAUCAGAGUCGGGCUGUGGAGUGUGAUGAAAUACAGACAACAGGGACUUUUGACAAGUUUAUCAAUACGGUGUCUGCCAGGACAGCAGUGGGGCAUGACAAACAAGGACAGCUGGUGCUGGUGCAUGUGGAUGGACAGACAAACACCAGAGGACUGAACCUCUGGGAAAUGGCUGACUUCCUGAAGAAACAGGGUGUCAUCAAUGCUAUCAACCUGGAUGGUGGAGGAUCAGCCACUCUGGUCUUAAAUGGAACACUUGCUAGUUACCCCUCAGAUCACUGUCAGUUUGAUGCCAUGUGGCGCUGCCCUCGACAGAUCUCAACCGUCAUGUGUGUCCAUGAGCCGCCUUGUCAGCCUCCGGACUGCAGCGGGCAUGGACACUGCUCGCUUGGACAAUGCCAGUGCAGUGGCGCUUUCUGGAGAGGGUCAGCCUGCAAUGUCCUGGACUGUGGGCCUUCCAACUGCAGCCUGCAUGGAAUGUGCACAGAGACGGGAUGCCUUUGCGAUGCUGGCUGGGAAGGCACUAAUUGUAGCGAAGUGUGUGCAAAGGGUUCCUAUGGUGAUGGCUGUCUCCAAAAAUGCCUCUGCCUCAAUGGAGGACAGUGUGACCCUAUCCAUGGAUCUUGCAUGUGCCCAGAUGGCUACCGAGGAACCCUCUGUGAAGAAGUAUGCCCCAUUGGACUUUAUGGACCAAACUGCCAACAUACCUGUCAGUGUCCAAACCAGUGUCCUUGUGAUCAGAAGACGGGCAGUUGCAACAUUUCUUCUGCAAUGGCAGGGCAGUGCUUGUUGAAAGACAAUCAGGAGGACCACCUUUUCACACAGAAGGCAUGGAUGGGUGUAACAGUCAGUUUGCUCAUCCUGCUUUUGGUCAGCUGCGCAGUGAACAUGAAGCUCCUCUUCUGCCGCUCCACAGUGCGAAGAGAGCAUGGAAAAUACACCUAUCAUCCACUGGAAGAAAUGAACGGGGAAACACACAGUUGUCCAUCAACAGCUUGGGAUAAAGAAGACCAGGUGGAGGAAGCCUGGGACCCAGACCAUACAGAAAGGGCUGACUCCCUUUGACCACAGGACAAAAGUGACAUCCUUUAUCACAGUGGCAAUUUGUAGCAAAAUCUUUCAAAGGCUUCCUUCUUUCUCAAUGAAGAACUCCACUGUAGAAGGUGCAGAGACUGUUGUCUCAAAGUAAGUCCAGAAUCUUGUUAAUGGGUUUAGAUUUAAGCCACAGUACAGGGACGUAGCCAGGAUUUUAGGAAGGGGGGGGUCCAGACUAAGUGCCACCAUUAUAAUGGGGCUUGAGUGCGGCGGCGCAGCAGCACACACCAUUCAUUUUUCUAAUGGAAGGGGGGGGGUCCGGACCCCCAGAUCCCCCACCCCCGGCUACAUCCCUGCACAGUAGGCCUGUCAAGCUUCGUUUUUCUAAGUGGGCUUAUUGGAGACGUAAGAGCUUUCAGGGUUAAUUUGGCUCUUUGACCCACGGUCUUCUUGGGCCUCUGGGCUAUUGAAUGUCUAGCAAGUGGUGUUGUUUGCCUUCAAGUCAUUUUUUGACUGAUGGCAACCCUAAGGUGACAGGGGAUUCUGGGGGUGGGAAUGGUUUCCAUGGCCAAGUGGGGACUCGAACCCUAAUCUCCAGAGGAGUUGUCCAACGUUGAGACCACUACACCACCCUGGCUCUUGCCUACCAGGUAACUACUGUAUAUACUCAUGUGUAAGUCUAGAAAUUUAGGUAAACUGAUCCAGAAAACAUGAGUUGACCUAUCCACAGGUCAAUGUGAGUACUGUACUUUAACUAAAAAGAACCGUCCCCUGCUGAAAGGCAAGAAUAUAUAUAAUCUGUACUGGAAGCACUGACCCCCUCUAUUCUCUCAUUC
Sceloporus undulatus (fence lizard) is the source of this 2733-nucleotide messenger RNA. RefSeq names its product N-acetylglucosamine-1-phosphodiester alpha-N-acetylglucosaminidase (gene NAGPA). The coding region runs from base 251 to 1927 and encodes 558 amino acids. The transcript is spliced from 11 exons. Lineage: Eukaryota; Metazoa; Chordata; Lepidosauria; Squamata; Phrynosomatidae. The record is from RefSeq and is a predicted model, not a curated record.